AUGGAUAUAAAAAGCCAUGUUAAAUCAAAAGUAGGCUCGCUUGACAACAUUAACCAUAAACCAGGUGGCGGCGAUAAGAGAGUAUUUGAUGAAAAAGUUCAUGUCUUGAAGGAAAAGAUAGUUUCCAAGGCAAAACCAAAAAUAGGCUCACUCGAUAAUAUUAAACAUAAGCCAGGUGGUGGCGAUAAAAAGAUAUUUGAUGAAAAGGUUCAUGCUUUAAAAGAAAAGAUUGUAUCUAAAGCAAAACCAAAAGUCGGUUCGCUUGAUAAUAUUGAGCAUAAGCCGGGCGGUGGCGACAAGAAAGUAUUUGAUGAAAAAGUUCACGUCUUGAAGGAAAAGAUAGCUUCCAAGGCAAAAUCGAAAAUAGGCUCACUCGAUAAUAUUAAACAUAAGCCAGGUGGAGGCAGCAUAACAAUAUUUGAUGAUAAAAAUGCUAAGCCCAAGUCGGUUGCAAGUAAAAUCGAGAGCGGCAUAAAAGAAAAAGCUAAACAUACGACAAUGACUAAUCAAAGCGCGUCCGAUAUGAGUAAAAGGUCAAACGAUGUCACCAGGAGUGAUUCGUAUGCCAUAAACGCAACAGAGACUAAAGAGAUGCCUAUCCAUAUGUCUAUUCAAAACUUGACAGAAGUUAAAACAGUGCUGGAGACAUGCGUUGACGCAUGA
Messenger RNA from Rhizopus microsporus ATCC 52813, 663 nucleotides. RefSeq lists its product as uncharacterized. NCBI's taxonomy places the organism in Eukaryota, Fungi, Mucoromycota, Mucoromycetes, Mucorales, Rhizopodaceae. The transcript has a single exon. Gene Ontology annotation, biological process: microtubule cytoskeleton organization; neuron projection development. The record is from RefSeq and is a predicted model, not a curated record. Gene Ontology annotation, cellular component: neuron projection. The coding region runs from base 1 to 663 and encodes 220 amino acids. Gene Ontology annotation, molecular function: microtubule binding.